CAAAAGCUCUCCUGCCUUAUUGAAUAAUUUUUUAACGCAAGUUUAAGAAGAAUUAUGCUAAUGCCCCAGACCUUCUUUUAAGAGACAAUUACUCUCCAGAGAAAGCUGCAAAAUGCAAAUUCGGGGAAUGACAGGAAACCUUCUUUGGCGCCAAUGGAGUAUUCACAACGAAUCACAGCCAUGUCAAGAAAUCUCUGACGAUAGGCCGCGAUAAGGAAUUUAUUAGUCACUGAGAGUUGAAAUCCUGUGAUUUUCAGCUACCUCAUUUCGAAAUUCUGCUUAUCUCUUUUUGAGAUAUCCACCUAUCUAUAAAAUCCACCCACCUAUCACUGAUUUGGUUUAUUUUUUGGUGAAUUUUCGUGGAAAAAUGAAGUUCCUCGUGAUCUUGGCUCUAGCAGUGGCUCUCACAGAGGGUCUAGUGACGUCUGAUGUUGCUCCUGAGGGCUUUGUCAUCAAUGGAGCCAAUGGUACCCACACCCCUCACCACGUGCUUGUGGAAUUUUUCAAUGCCCAACAAUUGGGAUUCUUUGGUGGAGGUUCCAUCAUCACGAGCACUCAUAUCCUGACAUCAGCUCAAUGUGUUCAUGGCUUUGUCCGUUGGCGUGUUGGCUAUGGGAGUUUCCUCCGAGAUCAAUUAACUUGGAUUGAGUCCACCAAUGCUGUUCCAAAUCCUCAGUACGUUCCAACGACGAGGAACAACGACAUUGCCAUUAUCACUCUUCCCACGCCACUCGUCUUCACAGCUCGUGUGCAUCCAAUUGCUCUUCCGCCAACAAAUAUUGUUAUGCCCUAUCAGAAUGAACAGGGCACCAUCUUGGGCUUUGGCUUCACCAGUGGUGCAGUUAAUCUACCUUCGGACAAUCUUCGCUAUGGCUACGUUCGCGUACAGCCAGAUGCCUUCUGCCUCAGCAUCUUCCAAAUUGUAUCUCCCAAUCACUUCUGCGCCAGUGAUAAUCGUGUUCCAGUGAACAUCUGCAACGGAGACAUUGGUGGUGGAUUUACCGUGUACUAUCGUGGUGAACCAGUGCUCGUGGGCAUCAAUUCCAUUCUCAUUGAGAACUGCCACAUCCAGUGGCCAUCUGCAUACACCCGUGUCUCUCACUACCUCCCAUGGAUUCAUCAAACUAUUGCGCUUUAGGAAGAUGAUCUAUUAAUGUUGAUCAAUGAUGAAUUCAUUGCAAUAAAGCAGAAUUUUAUGAGCCAA
This is a messenger RNA of Lutzomyia longipalpis, 1204 nucleotides long. Its product is annotated as brachyurin-like. Bases 368 to 1138 code for a protein of 256 amino acids. The transcript is spliced from 4 exons. Lineage: Eukaryota; Metazoa; Arthropoda; Insecta; Diptera; Psychodidae. Gene Ontology annotation, molecular function: serine-type endopeptidase activity. The record is from RefSeq and is a predicted model, not a curated record. Gene Ontology annotation, biological process: proteolysis.